UCAAUUACAAUCAGCUUCCGGGAGCAAUACUUCAUUCACAUACAUAAUAAGCUGUUCAUUUUUGCACAAAUUGGUUACGGCUUUGAAGGCAAGCUCCUCCGACUCCGGAUCGAAGCCAUUAAGCCGGAUCACCGUAGAUAUUCGCUGGUAACCAUGCCAUCGAUGAGCCAUCCAAAAUAUAGUCUUCUAUUGAAACAGUUUUAUGAGAUAUUUAAGUCCCCUCAGAGCUGUGGAUUUAACUUCAGUGAAUAUGCCUCAAUAACGAAUUACGAUGACAAAUUGUGGUUGCCAUGUGAGGAUAAUGAUACGUUGGACUGGAUUGCCACAAGUGUCCGCACUAUGAACCUCUAUAAAUGUUUAAGUUUUAUUAAGUAUUACACACUGUUGAGAUGCAGUAUGGUGCUGCCGCAAGUUGUUUAAGGAGACGAAUAUUUUUCAUCUGGCCUUGGCACAAAUAAGUGGUGCUUAUUGGUAUUUUUGAGUACUCUCAGAGCUGUGGUCGUAUAAACUUCAGUUCCCUGUUAAAAGGGUUGCCACUAAGGGUAAAUGGCUUAAAGCAGCGUAAAGUGUUGGAAACGUGAACUAAAAACUAAAAAUACUUUAACGGAAUUCAAAUGUGCUGUAAACAAACAAGUUGUUAGCAAAUUGAUAAUUGAAUGUAAUAAAUUAAAACGAUGGCAGUGGCAGGUGGCAGCCUCUGCGCCUGCAGCAACAGCAAAGGAGCUAAAAGCCUGGGCAGAAAUCCAAAUAGGCAAUGACAUAACUAACAUUGAGGCGGUGCGGGCGAUACUCAAAUAACCCUUCGAGCUUAACGUGAUUACCAAUUGGAAUCAUCAGGAGCCAAUUUUCGACUACAUCUUCAGCAAAAUGGGAUUUGAUAGAGAAGAGACUAUUGCGCAUCCGAUUGUUCUAACAGAAGCCUUAGCCAAUCCAAAUGAACGAACUGCUCUUCGAGUACUACGGAGUGCCUUCCAUUUCCAGUCGCAUCGAGAAACUGGUGGUUGACCAUUGUCACAUUGCACUGGAAUACAAGGAAUAGCUGCUCAAAUGGGCUCAAUUGCUUGAUUGCUACGAGGCCAACAUAAUGAAAGUACAACUGCCUUACAACCAAGUGACGGCGACCAAUGCUCUAAUCACCGGUGAGCAAAGGCAGGACUGGCCUGACGAGCUGGCGCUGCAGCUGCUGGACAUUAAAAAUCGUCCCAAGCGUGAGAAGCUGCAAGAGGAUGAAGAAUACUUCCAGGUACUGCGCGAGGAGUUGCUGCAACUCAAGCAGGCUCGUCAGCAACAGCGUCAGGAGCAGGCCAAGCGGUACACGCACGCAGCCCAGGAGCGUAUGCGCAUCAUCUCAACGCAUUGCCAACGGCGACUGUGGCUUCGAUGAUGCCAACAAUGCGGCCAAGCAGGCGCUCAUUGCUGCCGAGAACUACCAGCUGCACUUUGGCGUGGAGGCCAUGGCGUGCCUGACUGCGCGAAAGCUGUACCAGGAGUAUGGCGGCGAAUACUUCAGGGAGCACAGUGCGAGCAAUCUCUAUUAUCCUACACCUAAAGAUAAGACUUUAUUGUAACGAAUUUCAAAUAUUACUUCGUUACCAAAUAACAGAUUCCAAGACUUGGGUAGGAUCAGUUUGAAGCCGCCGUCGCGUAACUGCAGAAAAUCUUCACACAACUCGUUCAGCAGGCGCACAAUCUGUGAGGUGUCUGUCGAGUUGUCGCCCUCGAUGAGCCUGACCGGUACCUGCUUCUCCUCGAAAGCAUUAAAUAGCUGCAGCGCAUUACCGCCGCCAAAGAUGUGCUCGCCCGUGUGCUCCUUCCGCUUUACAAGCGACGCAUUGCCCAGCUGGGUGGCGUGGGCUGCUUUAAAGUUGUCAUUGGCGCGAUAGGCCCAAGCCUACUCCUCGAUAACACGUCGCUCAAAGCCAAAGCUGCCACUGAGAAGAAUCACACGGCGAGCACAGUGCCAAGUAGUUUCUCGUUAAGGUACUCAUACGGUCUCUCGGAGAUCACGCUUGGGAAUAGAUUCGGCAUAGCGGUUAAUAUCUCCAACAUGUAGUCGUCCAACACAUCAUAACAAUACAUCUGCAGACGAUUAGGCAUUGGGAAUAAGCUUAAUUAAUUAACAGGCUAAAAGUGUGUGCCUUACAAAAUAAUCGAAAUUAUCCUGACGAUAGCAACGAAAACUUUCCACAUCAUCAGAGUUCCACUUGUCAAUGGAGCACCAUGCAGCAUAUACCAAAAAGGCAUGCCCAUGGAGCUGCAUGAUUCCUCCACAGGAUAUAUUCGCGGCUUAUCUGUGAUUCUGAUUUUUAAAGUAAAGUUAAAAAUGUUAUUUAUUGUAUUAAAGACACAUUUCGAAAUAUAUGAUAUUUGUAAUAAUUUUUAUUAGGUAUGUAUUUGUAGUUAAUAAAUCAUAAAUAUAUAAUAAUGAAUAUUGAUUUUUAAGAGUUAUUACCGAUAUUUUUUAAAUAUGUAUUUUUAUAUAGUAUUUUGAGGACAUCAACUACAGCAAGUUUGUAAUUCGAAUAGGCAUUUGUAAUUUGUGGUUUUCUGUUAUUAUUUUUAAUUUUUAAUUUUCGUUUUCGUUUCGUUUUGUUUUUGUUUUAGUUUUAUUUUUGAGACACUUGGUAAACAAUUUGUUACAUUCGAUCUCUUACUGUGCUUUGCUCUUUUUUUAACAACAUUUCGAUCGAUUUAUAAAUUUGAGUUUAUUUGUAAUAAUAUUCGAUCUUAUAAUACUAUCAUAUUAUAAGUAUUUUUAGAUAAUUUAAGAAAACAUGUUAAAUACUAGAAAAUUUGUAAUAAUCAUUUUAUUCCUGUUCCUUUUGGAUUAAUUGAACAUGCAUA
Drosophila montana is the source of this 2844-nucleotide messenger RNA. RefSeq names its product actin-related protein 5-like. The transcript is spliced from 2 exons. Lineage: Eukaryota; Metazoa; Arthropoda; Insecta; Diptera; Drosophilidae. The record is from RefSeq and is a predicted model, not a curated record. Bases 1085 to 1384 code for a protein of 99 amino acids.